AUGUCGCGAAAAGCGCCGCCGGGCAGCAGUGCUAUGCUGUCAACGGACCCACCCACGAGUGGAUGGAUUGGCUGUGGACGCAAGCAGGGCCGCCCCUCAAGCCGCUACGCCGCUGGCGCGGGAGGGCCGCGCGCCUUUCUGGCCCACGCUCGGACGGACGUGAGGCCCGGCGGCCCACCCGCGGGCCCGCUUUCUAACUGUGGGCGCCCGGCCGGGCGCGCCCAGGGGUGUUCCCGUGUCUUGUGGGGGGCGGCCGGCCGGGCCUUAGCAGCGAGCCAGGCAACCCGGCCGGGGCCCCUUCUGUUUGCUGGGCCGCCGGGCCCGUGCUUCCUUCCUUCGUUCUUCGUUUUGGGGGCGGGCAUGGAUGCCGCGCUUCGCGCCCGCUCGCCCCCGCAGCUUUGUGGGGCACGGGAACCGCCCUGCCGGCAUCGCUUUGUUUUGCAAGCAGCCUCUGCUCCUUGCGCUAGCCCCGUAGGUACGUUCGGGCGCCGCCGCGCAUUCGAAGGGCCCCCGGCCGUUGUACCUGCUCGCCAGCCUACGAGGCCUCGUGCCGCGCGCGAAGGCGCCGUCCGUCCGAUCGAUGUGAGAUUGAAAGAUCCC
This is a messenger RNA of Amoebophrya sp. A120, 600 nucleotides long. The record is from the annotation of a GenBank genome assembly. Lineage: Eukaryota; Dinophyceae; Syndiniales; Amoebophryaceae.